Seminavis robusta is the source of this 872-nucleotide messenger RNA. Lineage: Eukaryota; Bacillariophyta; Bacillariophyceae; Naviculales; Naviculaceae. The record is from the annotation of a GenBank genome assembly.
AUGCCAACCUGCCCCCAACGGCCAAUUUUUGGAAGAAGAGUGUUGGCAAAUAGAGCCGAGCUUGAAGCAUGUUUGGCGCAACCAGUGGCCAAUACAGCUGACAUUGCCACAUGGGAUGUUUCCCGGAUUCGUGACUUCAGUGGCUUGUUUCAAAAUCGAACUUUGUUCAACCGCGACAUCAAGAACUGGGAGACCAGUCAAGUUGUGAACAUGGCGCGCAUGUUUAAUGAAGCGAGAAGUUUCGACCAAGAUAUCAGCAACUGGGAUGUUUCAAAUGUCCAAGACAUGGCACGCAUGUUUGAGGGAGCGGAACUUUUCAACCAAGUUGUCAGCAUCUGGGAUGUGUCAAAUGUCCAAGACAUGACUGGCAUGUUCAAAUGCCCCUCUGGUGAUUGUGCCUUCAAUCAAGACAUCUCGGAAUGGAAGGUCAAACAAGUGGCCAACUUUGAUGAAAUGUUCUAUGGUGCAAUCGUUUUCAACCAAAAUUUGUGUGCUUGGAAUGUUCAUCUACCUUUCACAGGAGCUUUGCCAAGUUUCUCCAGCACGUUCCAUGGUAGUGGCUGUCCCACUUCAACAACCGUACCAACUCUGGUAAUUGAUCCAGUAUCAAGUGUUGGGAUCUGGUCUCCUUUGUGUGAGAUUUGCCCCCUCAAUCCUACAAGCGCUCUAACAGUCAAUCCCUCCAGCAUUCCCUCGGCCAACCCAUCAUCUGUGCCUUCCCUGUCACCCGGUCCUUCAGCCACUCCAUCAUCUACGCCUUCGGUUCCACCCUCCUCGGUGCCUUCCAUUGUGCCUUCAGGCCAGCCGUCCCUGUUUCCUUCGUCAGUGGCUCCAUCCUUCGCACCCUCAGGCGCCUUCACAAUCCUAAACGU